Molecule: messenger RNA, 4762 nt
Organism: Acanthochromis polyacanthus (spiny chromis)
Lineage: Eukaryota; Metazoa; Chordata; Actinopteri; Pomacentridae
Gene: wnt5a
Product: wingless-type MMTV integration site family, member 5a
Exons: 5
Coding region: 2161-3297 (378 amino acids)
Biological process (GO): neuron differentiation; cell fate commitment; canonical Wnt signaling pathway
Cellular component (GO): extracellular region
Molecular function (GO): cytokine activity; frizzled binding
Source: RefSeq, a predicted model, not a curated record
GGGGGUCAGAAAUGUGGCUGAGCAUGUUUUAAGUGUUCUUUGACACAGCCACAGCCUCUUCAGCAUCCACCAUGGGUAACAUUAGCUGGGAACAGAACUCUUCAGGUUUUUGCAGGCGCUUCACACACACAUGAAUAGUUUUGAUAAUGUACGCUUGAAAAAAAGCCUUUUCUGGCUAAGUUUUCACUAAUCAAGCAUCAACAAUUUGGACAGUUUCUCCUCACCGUAAGACACAUGGCACAGGGGGUUUGAAACAGCCUUUUUGCAUACAAUUGUGAUUUAUUUUGAUCUGCACUGUGAUUUAAAUGAUACGUUUUAAAACCCAGCUUUCAACCAAAAGAGAGAUUACACCUGGAACUUGUCAGAGAGCUGAAAAAAAAGGUCAGAAAGUGGAGCAUGCCAGAAUCCAAAUGAACCAUUCGUGGUUACAAGUAACAGUCCUGUAAGGGGUUGAUUAAGACAACAAGAUUAGCAUUAACAUCUCCUCCAUUUUCAUUAAUAAUCAGGUGACUGCCUCAUCCAAUUAAUUUUGCAUUGUUUUGCUCACAUUCUGUUCAUCUGUUUCCUCAGUCUAGAUGGCAUGCUUUUCAGUGGCUGGGAAAUCCGAUGUGACACAGGUGAAACAACUACUCUGACACUCAGAAUUGGACUGAAAUAUCGAGCUUGUAAAGCCGACAGAUUCCUGGAGCAUGUUUUUUGAGAUAAUGCACCAUAAAAUAAUAAUUACCGUAAUGCUCGGAAGCCUCCAGGUGAUGAGAGCAGCCUGUGUAAGCACCAAUAUGGACCUGCUUGUCUCCAAUCUACUGAGUGGUAACUCGAUCUGCUUCCAGUGAAAUUUUCUUUAACUCUGCUCUGGUAUGGAUAGGGUAAUAGCCUCGGGUGCUUUAUAAGUUUAUUUUGGGUAAUAGAGACGCUUGUUUUGUUACAGCCUGUUCCGCCCUACUCUCUCUCUCUUCCCUCUCUCCCUCUUUCUUCACAAUUUUACCUACGCCGAAAUUCCUGGCUUGUUGAAAGUUGGGGACUGGAAGGAGAAAAAAGCAGGGAUUUGAGGGUGGAGCGCAUGCGCAAUGUGGAGGUUUUUUUUUUGCUCCGCGCAUCCAUGCUGCAGUGUGGUAGACUGAGAGAGGAGGCGACUGAAGCAGGUGAGAGAGAGAGAAAGAGAGAGAGGAGAGGAAGGGGGGGAAAGGAGAGAGGGAGGAAGACUUUUUCUGCACUUCGACACGGGCAGACACACACACGGUGUGGGAGGACGACGUACUCGGAGCCUCAGCAAAGCCGCUGUUGUUCACACGCUGCGCUCUUUUCCUCCCCCUGCCCUGGCACCCUGCACGCUCGCCAAGCCGCACUGUUUGGAGAUAGUUCGCUCGGAAAGUUUUUUUUCCCCCUUUGGAGCAUACUCUCUGGAACCGAUUGUUGUCCUUUUUUAUUAUUUAUUUUUGUGAGGCGGAUGACUCUCUUUGUGUGUGCGCGCUCGUGAAGAAGUUUUGAGGAAUUGUCACAGAAUGGAAGGCAAAUUGACAAGUCGUUUGUGGCGAGGAUCACCUUGUGGAUCUUUCCGCAGGUAAAACGCGCUGUGACACCUGAGCGGCUGGAUCUAAAGUGCAGGAUUUUUUGUAUACAUAUGUAUAUGUUUGUUUGUUUUUUUUACACGUUUAGAUUUAUUAUUAUUUUUUACUUGGCUAGUUGGUUUAAAAGCAGGCCGCUUUCAAUUAAAAGCCAAUCGACCAAAUAUCCGACGUUUCCGCUGUGGGGGUUGCCUUUAGAUGCUUUUAUUUGGUAACUGUCGCGCACUGAAUCUUUAAAGGAAUCGACUUGUUUCCUCGUAUUGACUUUUAGAUAUUUUAUAAAUCCCGCUGCUUUCCACCAGACCUAUAAGCUGUGCAGCGCACGGAGCGCUUUCACUGAUUUUGUGUUUGGGAGGGAGACGUCCGUGUUCACCAAACACCCCCCAAAAAAGACCCGAAGAACUCUCAGCUUUAGAGUUUUGUUCACCCCAACCAAGCACUUUCCGAGAGAUCCGGAUCAAAACGACGAGACUUGAGUGCAGCGGAAAAGGAAAUCUUAAAUCCACCUGGCCUGCACUGGGAUUAUUGGUUUGAUAUCAUCUGCAGAGAGUGGAUUACAACUGCUAACGGGCUGUGCUCCCUGAUCGGUGGCAGUAUGAACCUGGGGCUGGGCUGUGUGUGUCGGCCGGUUAGCUGGCCCUUUGGCAGCCUGUUGGACUCCAGACACUGUGUCUUUGCCCUCACACUCCUCACACUCCUCAUGCAGGUGGUGGUGGAGGCCAACUCGUGGUGGUCUCUGGCCAUGAACCCUUUACUGAUCCCUGAGGCCUACAUCAUCGGUGCACAGCCUCUGUGCAGCCAGCUGGUGGGCCUGUCACAGGGCCAGAAGAAACUAUGCCAGCUCUACCAGGACCACAUGCAGUACAUCGGUGAAGGUGCCAAGACGGGCAUCAGAGAGUGUCAGUACCAGUUCAGACACCGGCGCUGGAACUGCAGCACAGUGGACAACUCCUCCGUUUUUGGACGCGUCAUGCAAAUAGGCAGUCGAGAAACCGCAUUCACUUAUGCCAUCAGCGCAGCAGGGGUGGUGAACGCGGUGAGCCGUGCCUGCAGAGAAGGGGAGCUUUCCAGCUGUGGGUGCAGUCGUGCCGCUCGCCCCAAAGAUCUUCCCCGAGACUGGCUGUGGGGCGGCUGUGGAGACAACCUCAACUAUGGCUACAGGUUCUCCAAGGAGUUCGUGGACGCACGAGAGAGGGAGAAAAGCUAUCCUAAAGGCACAUAUGAGAGUGCACGGCUGCUGAUGAAUCUCCACAAUAACGAGGCAGGAAGGAGGACGGUGUCAGACCUUGCCCACGUGUCCUGCAAGUGCCACGGGGUGUCGGGCUCCUGCAGCCUGAAGACCUGCUGGCUGCAGCUGGCUGACUUCCGCAAGGUGGGCGACGCGCUGAAGGAAAAGUACGACAGCGCGGCGGCCAUGAAACUCAACGCGCGUGGAAAGCUGGUGCAGAUGCACAGCAAGUUCAACGCUCCCACGAGCCACGACCUGGUGUACAUUGAGUCCAGUCCAGACUACUGCUUGAAGAACCAAAGCACGGGCUCCCUGGGCACAGUGGGGCGCCUUUGCAACAAGACCUCGGAGGGCAUGGAUGGGUGUGAGCUGAUGUGCUGCGGCAGAGGUUACGACCAGUACAAGGCCCAAAUAGUGGAGCGGUGCCACUGUAAGUUCCACUGGUGCUGCUACGUCAAGUGCAAGCGGUGCACCAAAAUUGUAGACCAGUUCGUCUGCAAGUGAGAAGAGGAAUGCUGCCUGUGUGUGUUUGCUUGCAGACGAUGGGCAUACAUCUGUGUGUAUUCAUGAGCAGAUGAGCAACGGAGCUGAACACAGAGAGAGAGAAUGGAAGAAAGAAACUAUAUAAAUUAUAUUUAUAGAGUUAAACAAUUAUGCCAUUGCAAAAAGACAGACUUGUUUUUUGUCAAAAAAUCUUAUGUCUUCAGAAACUGAGAGUAUUCUUAAAUAUUUAUUUUGAGAUUGUCAAUGUUUUAUUUUGGCCAUGUCAUCACCAGCCAAUUUUUAAACCCCUCAAGUGCCUAAAACCGCUUGGAAAUCUUCCCCUGCCCCACCCUCACCCUCUCUCUCUCUCACUUUUUUUUUUUAAAGUUCUACAAAAGAUCAUUUCCUUGUCAGAUGGGUCACACUGAUCAUGAAAUUGGACUGUCUUCUGUUUUCUAACGAGUGACAUUUGAUAUUAGUUCCAUAGUUGACUCAGAGGUUCUGAUUUGUUGUUGGAGGAUGACUGUGUUGAGAGGAGAACGCCUGCGUGCUGUAGCGUAUGGAUGUGUUUUCAUGGGCCCGGCCCCAGACCAGUCUUCACGUCCUUACUGAAGUCUAGCUCUCCCUCCUCACCACAUGUACAGUAAGGAACACUGUUGGUUUGUACGAGUCUUUGAAGUACAAUGGGUACAAUAAGAGGGUUAUUUUGGGGAUUGGGCCCUUUAUUAAGCUGUCCCAGAAGCCUUAGAGUUCCCCAGGUGCUGCAACAAGCCCUCCACCAUUAUGCACUUUGAUACAGAGGCUUAAACCUGUCUGUAUGUGUCUGUUCAGCUGUUAUCAAUAUAUCAAUAUUAUAGCCUACAUUUUUUUCCUCCAUAUUAAUUCAGAGUAUCCAUUUAACAUUAUUCUACAAUACUUAACAUGGUUUGAAUAUAUAUGGGCAAUGUUGUGGUUACAGUGGUGAAAUAUUCUGUGCUCUGUGUAUAUAGUAUUUCUAUCCAACCAAUCAGUAAACUGUAUUUAUUUUCUUUAACCAGAUCGUCCUUUUAAGCUUAAAAACAUCAUCUCCAUAACAGGUCAAUAUUUAGUCAGACAUCCCAGAGUUUCACGGUCACUUUUGGAAAAUUUUUCUCCUCACCAAUGCGGCUCUUCACUGUUUUUGUAAAAGGGAAAUGCACCUUAUUGUUUUGAGACAAAUCCUUUCUUCUCACUUGUGUUUAGCUGUACUGUUACACGCAUUCUUAUCACAGAUGUUCCGAUGUCACCACAAAUGUUCCAGUACCACUCAGUUAACUGUAACUCACUAUCCCUGUGAUGAUUCUCAAUAGAAAAAAACUAUUUCUAACAAUCCAACUAUGUAUAUUUAUAAGCUUCUCUAUGAAUUUGAGGUUUGUUAAACUUAAUGUGUUAUAGCUGAUAUUUUGUUACUUUUUACAAAUUGGCUCAAUGCUCUACUUUGUUUCAAUAAACAUCUAAUGUAAAACAA